Messenger RNA from Zasmidium cellare ATCC 36951, 867 nucleotides. RefSeq lists its product as uncharacterized. Lineage: Eukaryota; Fungi; Ascomycota; Dothideomycetes; Mycosphaerellales; Mycosphaerellaceae. The transcript is spliced from 6 exons. The record is from RefSeq and is a predicted model, not a curated record. The coding region runs from base 1 to 867 and encodes 288 amino acids. Gene Ontology annotation, molecular function: aldehyde dehydrogenase (NAD+) activity.
AUGCCAACAAUAUCAACAAUAUCGCCAGCGACGAACAAGGUGGUCCUUGAGACGCCGGAGACUACACCAGAAGAUGCUGCCGCUAUCGCAGUCAACUCAGCCCAAUCCGUCAUAACCAAGGCACUUACGCUUGUGCAAAAGCGGAAGGAAGAGCUUGGGCGUGAGUUGACGGCACAAAUGGGACGACCGAUCGCAUACUCGAAGAAGAAAAUCGAGACUAUGCAGAAGCGUGCUGACUAUCUCCUCCAAACGAUCGAUGCAGCUCUCGAGGCGGUUCCUGGAGUGAAAGAGGAUGGCUUCGAGCGAUGGGUGCAGAAGGAGCCGAUCGGACCAACUCUGUUGAUAUUUGCUUGGAAUUUUCCUUACCUGAUUCUCGUCAAUGCGCUUGUACCAGCAUUGCUCGCUGGCAACACCGUCAUCCUGAAACCAUCGCCACAGACACCACUGGUCGCAACUCGAUUCCAGGAAAUCUUUGAAGAAGUCGGGCUGCCAAAAGGUGUCAUACAGGUCCUCGUCACUUUCACUGGAUCGACGGCUGGUGGGCUUGCUCUCCGUGGUGCAACCGCAAAACGCUUUGUCCCGCUUAAUCUCGAGCUUGGAGGCAACGAUCCCGCAUACGUACGGCCUGACGCUGACUUGCCAUACGUGGCCGCACAACUAGUGAACGGCGCAGUCUUCAAUGCUGGACAGAGCUGCUGCGCAGUCGAGAGGGUCUAUGUCCAUGCCGUCGUUGAAUACGGCUUGACGGCAAGCGUGUGGACGAAAGAUCUCGAGGCUGGCAGGGGCCUCAUUCAGGGACUCGAGGCCGGGACUGUCUUUAUCAACCGUGCUGACUAUCCAUCGCCGGAUCUCGCUUGGACCGGAUGA